This is a messenger RNA of Apis dorsata (giant honeybee), 2421 nucleotides long. RefSeq names its product lateral signaling target protein 2 homolog. Gene Ontology annotation, cellular component: early endosome membrane; Golgi membrane. The coding region runs from base 1496 to 2344 and encodes 282 amino acids. Gene Ontology annotation, molecular function: R-SMAD binding. NCBI's taxonomy places the organism in Eukaryota, Metazoa, Arthropoda, Insecta, Hymenoptera, Apidae. The transcript has 3 exons. The record is from RefSeq and is a predicted model, not a curated record. Gene Ontology annotation, biological process: negative regulation of transforming growth factor beta receptor signaling pathway.
GGAAAGGGUCGACGCGACAAUUGGAGGGGGACAUGCUCAGCGUCGAUGGUGCUGCGGCCUGACAGCCACUGGACGAAUUCAGUCUGCCGCUGGACUUGGAACGUGUUGGAUGUAGUCGAAGUUCUUGUCCAGGGUUUUUCAUCGCGGAGCAGGUUCCGCUUUCUAGUUUAUCGUUCGGCACGGUGUGUAAAGACGAGAUUCAAUCGCUAGGACGAUUUUUCGUUUGGCGGCACAUCGGGAAGUAAUAAAGUUCCUUGAUAGUGCAUAAAUUUUCUUUCUCGUUGAUGCGUGUACAGGACGAACACAAACGGUGAUUCGUCCCCGUUCGUUAAUUCAAAUCAACGCGAGACCGUAUUAUCGAAAAAACAUCACAGCUUUCGUAACCACGCUACUGACAUUUCUAGCCAGCCAUUGCGGCGGGAAUUCUGCCAAUAGAGUGCGUCUUUUUCUGUGUCCUAUUCGUAUGUGUUUCGUGAACGAGUGAUUUCUCAAUUAGAGGUUAGAAAAACGGCGACAAGCGGGCUGCCAGCUACGCAUUGAUAAUUGAGAAGGAAAUCUAUAAAGAUAGAUGAUGAGUGACAAUUCCUGAAGUCUGUGUCGAUACGAUACGAAAAGACAUUAUUUCGAAAGAAAAGAAUAGUGUGUAGCAAGAAAUCCACGAGUGAGAAACAAGUCUUAUGUUCGAAAGUCAAGGUCGUGCCUGUCAAAAGACACGCGUGUAUCGGUGCAUUAACGUCUCGCCUUGUGAGUGACGUGAGGAUUCCUUUUCACCCGGUUCUGGCUCGAGAGACGUGUGUGUCUCCUUCGCAGAAGUCUCCAGGAAUUCUUUGCCUUUUUCUUCGCGUGACCGUACCGCGCGAACUUGUAUAUACGCUAUAUAGACACCAGGGACACAAACACAAUAAUACAUAAGCAUUCACGAGCAGCAUUCGUACGAGUGUUCUGUAAAUAUCGGUAGGACGUGGAAAAAAAAAAGGAGCACCACGCUAUCGGAGAAGAACGACACGUGUGGCCAUUAGAGCACUCGUUAAACAACCGUACAGCCUGUGGUCAAGUGGCAUCGGGGAAGUGUGAGGUACAACGGAUCAAAUUAAGCAGAAACCAGGUCGUUUCCUCUUAACGGGAAUCGAGAAUCGAUCGUCGUCGACGUAAACGUAUUGAAACACAUGCUAUUCAUCUAUCCUCGCUGCCAUGACAGUUUGACAUCUGCGCACAUAGUUUCAACAUUUUUUCUGGCGCUUCGAACGCUCGAGGCGUCACGCCAACGAAAUUCAAGAUACGAGAGUUUAUAUACAAAUAAUUUUGUAACGAAUUAUCUGUCGAAUAUCAAUAAACAAGAAGAGAAAAAAGUGAACUACAGUGUCGAGAAAUUCGAGGAACGAGUAGAUUUGACGAAAUAGGAACGGGACGCGAGAGUCGGGAGUGUUUAUAUGCCAGCUUGACAGCUGACGGCCAGUGGUUUCCAGCACGUCGACAACCUGGCGGCACGGUUCAAAUGAAGCUGAGGCGUCGCUGCAUGCAGACGCUCGGCGUCUCCGUGAAACAGUUGAGGAGAAAGCUGCUUGAACUGGGCGCACGAAUCCUUCACGUUCAGGGUUCGAAACCACGCGACAUGGCCCUAGUGAUGCUGUCGGUGAGCCCAGGAAUGGAGCGCAACGGCCUCAGCGGUGGACUCGAGGAUGAUCCAAGCGGAGGUGGUGGUGUAGGCGGGGUUGGUAACGGCGGUGAAGGAGCCACCGAUAGUAUACAGGAAGUGAUGGUCGCCGCUGCAAGGGAUCGGGCGAUCCGCGCCGGAAGUGUCCGCCAGGACCUCGCCCUCGACCUACCCCCACGGCUCCAGCUUCCGGAUGGCGAGGAACGUCCGUACGGAGCGCAUACCGCCCUUCACCUGCGCGACCCUGAGCAGGAGAGCGAGAUAUACCAGAAAUGCGUUCGACCGCCCCCGAACCGAACUGUAUUCGACAGCGAGAGCCCGCCGCCUUACCGAAGCCAAUCCGCAUUGCUGGACGCGCCUGAACGGCUGGUCCGGUGCCACAGCGCGGGCAGUUCCCUGUUGAAGGUAUUCCGAAAGUCCUCCAAUCCUAGCAGUUCGACGCCAGCAGUGGUGGUUCCGCCCAGAAGACCCACCUUGUCCAGUUAUUCCGAGUCCAGUAGCAACCUGAGCAACCUGUCCAGCCUAACAGUGGUCCCGUGCGAGGCUGACGAGGGUCAGCAGCAACAGCAGCAGCAGCAUCAUCAUCAUCAUCAUCAUCACCAUCAUCAUCACCAUCAUCAUCAUCAUCAUCAACAUCAUCAAGAACAUCAGCAACAAACGUCGUCUCAACAUCAGCCACCGAACGUCUGAUCCGAGGCACGGCCGAGAAGGAGAGCACUCGAAGCCGCAACGACCUCGAGGAGCAACGAGUUCCUCGAGGUCGACGG